UUCAGGCAGUGAGGUGGAAUGGCAGAGCUUGAAGAAUGUCUUCCAAGCAAGCCACCUCUCCAUUUGCCUGUGCAGCUGAUGGGGAGGAAACAAUGACCCAGGAUUUGACCUCAAGGGAAAAAGAAGAAGGCAGUGAUCAACAUGUGGCCUCCCAUCUGCCUCUGCACCCCAUAAUGCACAACAAACCUCACUCUGAGGAGCUCUCAACACUUGUCAAUACCGUUCAACAAGAUGCUGACUGGGACAGUGUUCUGUCAUCUCAGCAAAGAAUGGAGUCAGAGAAUAAUAAGUUAUGUUCCCUAUAUUCCUUCCGAAAUACCUCUACCUCACCACAGAAGCCUGACGAAGGGAGUCGGGACCGCGAUAUAAUGACCAGUGUUACUUUUGGAACCCCUGAACGCCGCAAAGGGAGCCUUGCCGAUGUGGUGGACACACUGAAACAGAAGAAGCUUGAGGAAAUGACUCGGACAGAACAAGAGGAUUCCUCCUGCAUGGAAAAACUACUUUCAAAAGAUUGGAAGGAAAAAAUGGAAAGAUUAAAUACCAGUGAACUUCUUGGAGACAUUAAAGGUACACCUGAGAGCCUGGCAGAAAAAGAGCGGCAGCUCUCCACCAUGAUUACCCAGCUGAUCAGUUUACGGGAGCAGCUCCUGGCAGCCCAUGAUGAGCAGAAAAAACUGGCAGCCUCACAAAUUGAGAAACAACGGCAGCAAAUGGACCUUGCUCGCCAACAGCAAGAACAGAUUGCAAGACAACAGCAGCAACUUCUGCAACAGCAGCACAAAAUUAAUCUCCUACAGCAACAGAUCCAGGUUCAGGGUCACAUGCCUCCGCUCAUGAUCCCAAUUUUUCCACAUGACCAGCGGACCUUGGCAGCAGCUGCUGCCGCCCAACAGGGAUUCCUCUUCCCCCCUGGAAUAACAUACAAACCAGGUGAUAACUACCCCGUACAGUUCAUUCCAUCAACAAUGGCAGCUGCUGCUGCUUCUGGACUCAGCCCUUUACAGCUCCAGAAGGGUCAUGUUUCUCACCCACAAAUUAACCCAAGGCUCAAGGGCCUAAGUGACCGUUUUGGCAGGAAUUUGGACACCUUUGAACAUGGUGGUGGCCACUCUUACAACCACAAACAGAUUGAGCAACUCUACGCAGCUCAGCUGGCCAGCAUGCAGGUGUCACCUGGAGCAAAGAUGCCAUCAACUCCACAGCCACCAAACACAGCAGGGGCAGUCUCACCUACUGGGAUAAAAAAUGAAAAGAGAGGGACCAGCCCUGUAACUCAAGUUAAGGAUGAGGCAGCAGCACAGCCUCUGAAUCUCUCAUCCCGACCUAAGACAGCAGAGCCUGUGAAAUCCCCAACAUCUCCCACCCAGAACCUCUUCCCAGCCAGCAAAACCAGCCCUGUCAAUCUGCCAAACAAAAGCAGCAUCCCCAGCCCCAUUGGAGGAAGCCUGGGAAGAGGAUCCUCUUUAGAUAUCCUGUCCAGUCUCAAUUCUCCUGCCCUCUUUGGGGAUCAGGAUACAGUGAUGAAAGCCAUCCAGGAAGCCCGGAAGAUGCGAGAGCAGAUCCAGCGGGAGCAACAGCAGCAACAGCCACAUGGUGUUGAUGGAAAACUCUCCUCCAUGAAUAAUGUGGGACUGAACAACUGCAGGAAUGAAAAGGAAAGAACACGCUUUGAGAAUUUGGGGCCUCAGUUAACAGGAAAGUCAAGCGAAGAUGGAAAGCUGGGCCCAGGAGUCAUCGACCUUACUCGGCCAGAAGAUGCAGAGGGAAGUAAAGCAAUGAAUGGCUCUGCAGCUAAACUACAGCAGUAUUAUUGUUGGCCAACAGGAGGUGCCACUGUGGCUGAAGCACGAGUCUACAGGGAUGCCCGAGGCCGAGCCAGCAGCGAGCCACACAUCAAGCGACCAAUGAAUGCUUUUAUGGUUUGGGCGAAGGAUGAGAGGAGGAAAAUCCUUCAAGCCUUCCCUGACAUGCACAACUCCAACAUUAGCAAAAUCUUAGGCUCUCGCUGGAAAUCCAUGUCCAACCAGGAGAAACAACCUUAUUAUGAAGAGCAGGCCCGGCUUAGCAAGAUCCACUUAGAGAAGUACCCAAACUAUAAAUACAAACCCCGACCGAAACGCACCUGCAUUGUCGAUGGCAAAAAGCUCCGAAUCGGAGAGUAUAAGCAACUGAUGCGGUCUCGACGACAGGAGAUGAGGCAGUUCUUCACUGUGGGGCAACAGCCUCAGAUUCCAAUCACCACAGGAACAGGUGUUGUGUAUCCUGGUGCUAUUACUAUGGCCACGACCACACCGUCACCUCAGAUGACAUCUGACUGCUCUAGCACCUCGGCCAGCCCAGAGCCCAGUCUCCCUGUCAUCCAGAGCGCGUAUGCUAUGAAGACAGACGGAGGAAGCUUAGCUGGGAAUGAAAUGAUGAACGGAGAGGAUGAGAUGGAAAUGUAUGAUGACUAUGAAGACGAUCCCAAAUCAGACUAUAGCAGUGAAAACGAAGCCCCGGAGGCUGUCAGUGCCAACUGAGGAGUUGUUGUUUGCUGAAUUAAAAAAAAAUACUCUGACAUUUCACCCCCCUUCCCCCUACAAAAAAGUUCUUAAAGAGCCCGCAUGCAUUUGUGGCUCCACAAUUACAUCAGCAGAAUGGUCUUAAUUGUUUCGUAAAGUGUGAGACAGAUUAAGUUUUCCCUGAUUUUUCAUGAACUUGAGUUUUUUGUCGUUAUUGUUAUUGUUGUUGUUGUUGUUUUUUAAUUUAGGUGAAGACAUAUUAAAUAUGAGACACCAGGACUUGAAAACUUAUCUCAACCCAUAGCUGUCUUACAAGUCUUAUAUUUUUGUCUUACAUUUUUUUUUCCCUUUGGAUGUUGAUAAAGGUUUAAGUUACUGUUUUAGAUGGGGUUAAACAUUCUCACUCAGGUAUGCUGUGCCGGCCUACAGGUUGUGAAUGUGUUUUUAUUCUGAAUUACUUUAGAAAACAACAAGAUUUUGUAUUGUGAAACAGGACGAGCCCACAGCGCGUGCAGCUGCAUAUAGAGCAUAUUCAAAAGGCCUCGGAAUUCCUUUUUUUUUUUUCCACAUGUAGAGUUAAACCUUGAAUGUGCCAAACUUUUUCAUAACUUUUGAAUCUUAAUAUUUUAAAAGUCUUAAACGAGACACUGCAAAGUCUUAGACAA
Dipodomys ordii (Ord's kangaroo rat) is the source of this 3169-nucleotide messenger RNA. RefSeq names its product SRY (sex determining region Y)-box 6 (gene Sox6). The transcript is spliced from 16 exons. Gene Ontology annotation, molecular function: DNA-binding transcription factor activity, RNA polymerase II-specific; RNA polymerase II cis-regulatory region sequence-specific DNA binding. Gene Ontology annotation, biological process: positive regulation of chondrocyte differentiation; cell fate commitment; central nervous system development. Lineage: Eukaryota; Metazoa; Chordata; Mammalia; Rodentia; Heteromyidae. The record is from RefSeq and is a predicted model, not a curated record. The coding region runs from base 36 to 2522 and encodes 828 amino acids. Gene Ontology annotation, cellular component: nucleus.